UACAAAAGAAUGCACCUAUUGUAGAAUCGCUAAUAGCCAUCUCGAAUGUUCAGCCAACGCGAGCAGUGCAAUGAGAAGAAAAACAAUAACAACAAUGAAGCAAAGCAAAGCCUACUUCGAUGUUGGGAAACAAAAGCAGUAACAACAACGAAGCGCACCGUAGCCUACUUCGUUGCUUUCACUGAGUGAAGCUAAGAAUAAGAUUUUUAAAUCUGAAGUUCAGUUAAAUAAUUGGCGUCGCUGCGCACAAAAUGUGUGAGAAGCUGAAGGAGCUACUGGUUCAAUUUAACCAAGAAAAUUUAUUUAAGGAACUAUCUGACGCUGGCAUAACCUACAUAAGACUGCAAUACCUAAACGAUGCGGAUAUCUCAGAUGCUGUUAAAAGUGUAGGCGAACGGGCGGAGUGCAGGGAAAAACUUUGGCGACAACAAAAGCAUUCGAGACCUAAAAAAACGAUUUCAGAUUGGACCAACAAGUUUUUGCUAGAUGAAGUGCUUCGUGAAAGUCCUGAUGGUCGAUCACUUAUUUCAUUGCGUUCAGAUGACGAGAAAACACCCAGGCUAACUGAAAGUCAGCGUUGUAAACUAAUAAAUGCAAUUUGUAGCUACACAGCUGAGCACAACAUAGAAUUGCGAACAAACCACUUUUUGGACAUAGUAAAAGAAAUUGGAGAGUUUUUUCCAGGUGAAAAGGAAUAUCUGGACUAUUAUUACAUUAAAAGAAAAGUUGGUGGUAGCCCAUCCGGAAAAUUGUACUCAAAAUACGUAAACCUUUAUUACAAACGUAAAAGACUUAGCACUAUUUCGGCUGAGGCUACGAUCGUUGAGUCUUCUAAAUGUUCCGAAUCUCCAGAGUUUGACGAAAGGAUUUUAUCUGGUCUUAAAACAGAAUGGCAACGUGACUGCUCCAAUUGGGAUACAGUAUGCGAUAGAUGGGCCAAGACGUUUCCUCUGCGACGCAAAGAGUUGAAGGAAUUAAAUAACGUGCACUUUUUAAAACAGUGGCCGAAGUUAUUGGACGGCAGAUCAGUUUCUUUGAUAAAUAUUGACUUUGACGUGUUGUAUCCUUCCAAGCAAUAUAUUCUGAAGUCCAAGUUUGAAAAAUUUAAAAACAGGAUUUGUAAAUAUUACCAAAUAAAUUUGCGAAAUCAACUCUCUAAAUCAGCUCUAAAGGAUGCUAUAGAAAGCAAUAAUUUAAGUAUAACGAAGACUGCACAUUGAUUACGUUGCUGAACUCUACACUGCACCCUUCGUUCAGAUUCGAGGACUCAUCCGGUAAGAAGAAGAAAAAGGCAACUAUAAGUGAUGCAGAGGAUUUUUUUAUACUGCAUGUCAAAUGCAUUGCCAAUGUUCGUGAAAAAAUUCAAGAGCUAGUUGAAAAAAGCUUUGUAAAUGAUACAACUCUUCAGCCUUUUAUUAUUGUUGAAGGUGAAUAUAAAGCAUUUUAUUUAUAUUUAGAUCAAGUAACUCAUAAAUUCGACUCAUUUAUUGAUGCUCUUGACACAACUUUUAAAGUGUUUCAAGUACUUAACCUUGCGUAUCCAAAAGUAUGUCCUUUGCCAUGGACUUUUAUUCAAAUGUACUUCUAUGAAAUUGUAACACCUUUUGAUAUAAAAUCGCCUUCUCUUACCUCUCUUAUCAGUUUCAUGAAGGAAUAAAUUCUGUUAUUCAAAACGUAUAAUUGCUUUAUAUGUGAAAAAGUAUUCUCAACUAGCGACGAUCUAGUAAAACAUUUAAAAUUACAACAUUUUCUUACAGAAAAAGAUCGUAAAAAAUGUACAUUUGAAAACUGUAACCAAAUAUUUUCACAGUUCAAAACUUUUAAAAAACACAUUGAAAAACAUAGUAGCAAUAAUCAAAAUGUAAAAUCUAAGAUUCAAAACGAAGAAUGUAAAAAUGCAGGUCUAAAUACUUUAUAUAUAUCAGAAGAAACCCCUACGAAUUUUAACGAUUUUAGUGUUCAAAAUACAUCAAAUGCAAACAGAUCGCAACACUCAUCGAAUAAUUUACACAAUAAUACACUUUUCCGAAAUAAUUUGUUAGAACUAAGUGAGGACGUGCUUGAAUUUUCCGUCUCCUUGUAUGCAAAAAACUCACUUCCGCGAAGUGGAGCACUUGUAAUUCAAAAUAGAUUUUUAAGUUUGUUUAAAAAGAUUUCAAUAUGCAUUGACGAGAUAGUAAAAGAUUGCUUUUCCGUAACGGGUAACUUACGAUUUUUAUCUGAUUUUUGCUGCAAUGCGUUCCAUAGUGUGACAUCAGAGCAUAGUUUAAGAAAGCAUAUUAAAGGAAAAAACGAAUACCACAAAUCAGUAGUUAUCGAAAGCAAAACAAGCGAAGGGUUUACCAAAGGAAUUCUCACUUUUUCGCCAAGAGUAAGAUGUAUUGAAAUUAUGCCAAUAAGCUUCCAAAUCAAAUAAUUUUUUGAAUUACCAUCUGUCUUAGACAUAGUUGAGACAAAUACUCUUCAAAUGAUGAAGUCAAACAAUUAUACAAAUGUUGUCAAUGGUGAGGUAUUUAAGAAUAUUGCUUGCAAAAUAUCAAAUGCGGACGUAAUAAUUCCAUAUAACCUAUAUUUUGAUGACUUUCAAAUAAAUAAUGCGUUGGGAAGGCAUACAUAUUCAAUAUGUAGAUGCUACUAAAAUUUUCCUACGCUACCUGUUUAUUUGCAAUCUAAAUUAGAUUUUAUAUUCCACGCUUGUUUCUAGUGACAGUUUGAAAACUUGAGCAUUACUAUUUCCCUGCAUCAUUUAAUAAAAGAAUUAAUGAUACUUGAAAGUGGUAUAACGAUUUUAUCCAAAAGGGUUGUAUUUGUUUUGAAUUUUAUAAUUGGCGAUAACCUCGCUGUCAAUAAUGUUCUUAGAUACACGCAGUGUUUCAACUCAAUUCGAUUUUGCAGAUUUUGUAAGAAUACUAAAUCAGAAACAAGGAUCAGUGCAGAAGAAACCAACCUCAGAACAGUACUAUCUUACGAAAAUGACUUAAAACAUAUUAACUCCGGAAUCAAAAGUGAGUGUCCCUUGAAUAAAUUAAGAUAUUUUCACGUUAUUAAUAACGUUUCCUUCGAUAUAAUGCAUGAUAUGUUAGAAGGUGUUUGCGUGUACGACACUUCAAAAAUUUUAUUAAGCCUUAUUGAAUCCAAAGUAAUUACCAUUGACUUACUAAACAACAGAAAAAAUUUAUUUCCAUAUGGUGAAUUAGAAGUUGGCAAUGUGUCAAAAGUUUUAUCUAAGAAAAACUUACAAUCAUGCAACCUAAAAAUGACUGCAUCUGAAAUGUUGUGCUUUAUAAGAUAUUUGCCAUUAAUGUUAGGUGAUAUCGUUCCAAAAGAAAAUAUAUUUUGGAAGUCUCUCCUCAACCUAAUAUCUGUCCUUGAUUUUCUUAUGAAAGAUGAGUAUUCAGAAAAUGAUUUGAUUUAUUUAGCAAAGCUCAUCAAAGAACAUCAUGAAACAUAUGCUCGUUUAUUUGGACAUCUCAAACCAAAACACCACUUCAUGGUACAUUAUCCGAAAGCAAUACGAAUGGGUGGCCCAUUGAAAUACUUGUGGUCAAUGAGAUUCGAGGCGAAACACAAAGAUACUAAAAUCUAUUUCAACAGCAUAACUUCACGCUUGAAUCCAUCUAAAAGUAUAGCGCGAAAAAGUUGUUUCCAAUUUUCUUAUUUUUUACUAAAAUAUUCCUUAGGGGUUCCAAAAGAAUUCGAAGAAAAUUAUUUUCAAAAUCAUAACCCAGAUCUUUUAAAAAUCUUUGAAAGCAAUGAAUUUGGAAUUGAUAUAAAAUCAGCAAAAACAUCAUAUGAAAUAACUUAUAAAUGUUCCAUAUAUAAACAAAAAUACUACAUUGGCAUUCUCUGCAAAGAUUUUAAGCUUUACAAAAUUAACUUUUUUUUGCUAGUUAAUGACAAAAUAUUCAUAGCAUGUAAUGAAAUUGCAAUAAAAGGAUUUGACAAGCACUUUGUGGCUUAUGAAGUAGGAGAAUGUGUUAAUGAAAACAUUGUUACUCCAAUAGAUAACUUUUCUACUCGUCCCAUGCAUUUGUACACAAUUGCAAAUGGUAAAUGUUGCCGUCAAAUCGCCAAUUUCACCAAAUUCACCACAUUGAAAUAUUAGAAUUUUUCUCUCCUAAUGCAUCCCUGAAAAAUGACUGUGAACACACACCGGAGAAGAGGAAGAAGACGAAAUUUUUUAAAGCUGCUCGCGCUAACUUAA
Messenger RNA from Rhagoletis zephyria (snowberry fruit fly), 4204 nucleotides. RefSeq lists its product as uncharacterized. NCBI's taxonomy places the organism in Eukaryota, Metazoa, Arthropoda, Insecta, Diptera, Tephritidae. The record is from RefSeq and is a predicted model, not a curated record.